Messenger RNA from Vollenhovia emeryi, 1081 nucleotides. RefSeq lists its product as uncharacterized. The coding region runs from base 139 to 867 and encodes 242 amino acids. Lineage: Eukaryota; Metazoa; Arthropoda; Insecta; Hymenoptera; Formicidae. The transcript has 6 exons. The record is from RefSeq and is a predicted model, not a curated record.
AACUAUCUUGACUUGCAGCUGACACCAUUAGUUACGCUAAAAUGUACUUCUAAUGUUAUUACCAAGGUGCUGUCUUCUGUAUCUUUCUUUGUAGCACGUACAAUAGAGUAUAACUCAUUCUAUGUUAACAUUGAAGUUAUGAAAAAGUUACUGAUGGAGCUUCAACAUAUACUUAACAACUUAAAGGAUAAAAAUGAAAUUGCUAUUGUAAAAAAAUAUAGUUGUAUUGCGAAACGUUACACAAUUACGCUUACAGUACUUGCAGUUUGUGGAUCAUUUACUUGUAUUAUAAUUCAAUUUUGGUCGAAACUAAUGAGUGCUAUUGUACCCAUCAACAUAUCUCAACCGUACCUUUUUCCUAUUAUGAUAGAAUACUUUGUCGACCAAGAAAAAUAUUUCUACUUGAUUAUAUUGCACAUAUACGCAACACUUUUUAUAGGUGGGAUUAUAACACUAGGAACAGGUACAAUAUUAAUUACUUACAUACAACAAACUUGUGGAAUGUUUAGAAUUGCUAGCUACCGUAUUGAGCAUGCAAUGAGUUUCAACAUUUUACAAAACAUUACACUAAAAAAUGAGAUCUUGAUGACCAACGGUAUAAUUUAUGCGGUAAACGUGCAUCGACAAGCUAUGAAAUUGUCCAAGAAUUUGAUAUCAGUAUUGAAUAUGAUGAUGUGUUGGAUAAUAGUGAAUAACAUUAUUUGCAUAAGCAUCAAUUUGUUUUGUAUUGCAUCAUCUGGGUAUAAUGUUAUGGAAUUGUUUUUUCCGUUUAUCUUUCUACUUGUUCAUGUGAUGUAUAUGUUUAUAUCCAACUAUAUUGGACAGAAUAUAAUAGAUCAUAAUAAUUACAUAUUUUCUACUGUGUAAGAUAAAUGAGAAUAUAUAUAUAUAUAUAUGUAUAAGAGUUCAUUUUUUAAGAGUUAUUAAAUUAAAUACAAAUUAGUAUCACUAUACAAUAAAUCACUGCACGCUAAAGUACGCUUGUAGUAACUAAUAUAAAUGUUUAUCUUAAUUUGCGAUUCAGUAUCAGUAUAUGUAUAUGUUAUGUAAUACCUGCCUCACCUCAAUUUUCGCAAAAGUU